Molecule: messenger RNA, 6765 nt
Organism: Dromaius novaehollandiae (emu)
Lineage: Eukaryota; Metazoa; Chordata; Aves; Casuariiformes; Dromaiidae
Gene: HGF
Product: hepatocyte growth factor
Exons: 20
Coding region: 807-2852 (681 amino acids)
Biological process (GO): positive regulation of protein phosphorylation; negative regulation of apoptotic process; proteolysis
Molecular function (GO): serine-type endopeptidase activity; signaling receptor binding
Source: RefSeq, a predicted model, not a curated record
UGCAUGGAGUAGUACAAUCUUUGGCAGUGCCAGCUGAUUGCCUUUUGGAAACAUAGUGUCUAGUGUCCUGAAAUAAAUUUGCUUAGCUUUUGCUUAUGUAAAAAUGCUCAACUUCAUGACCACAUCCGUAAAGAACCGAGAUGUUAUAGAUGUCUAACUUGCAUUCGUAUAAAAUAGAGACAGAUGCAGCUCUUGGAAAACAAACUAUAAAGUCAUCUGAAUAUUUUUUAAGUGACUUCACUGAUGUUUUGUCUUAGGUUUUUUAGGAUUCAUGAUUAAUAUUUUCAAAGGUGAUUCAUCUUCCAUCUUGUGUUCCCCUAUUGUUGACCUAACCUUAAGAAAACAUGAUAGAGCUUAAGAAGAAAGAACAUUUGCUGAAACUCUCAUUUUUGCAUAUUUCUAUUGGUAAAACAUCACUUGCUGUCCACGGAUAUUAGAAGAAACUUAGAAAAUUAGAACUGGUGUGCCAUGGGCAGUCUGUCUCCAUCUGUUCCCCAUUUCAAGAAGACAUCAUUAACUCCACUACUCUGAGAUUUCUCCACCUCUCCCCCCUGCCCUGCCCCACAGAAGGAACAAAGGAGGACGCAGGAGAACACGCUGCUAACACCUGCUGGGACAGACAAAGCCGAGCUGACUUUGUACCUUGCAUGUAACACCUCCAAGAAUUCAACCCAUACUGUCUAAGAAUUUUUAUUUCCAUUUACAUAUGAUUCGUCUUAUAGGCUUCUCUUGCUAAUGAUUGAUAGCAACAUGAGGGCAAAGGAAAGAGGAGAAAUCCUCUUCAUGAUUUCAAAAAAACAGGAGAGAUGAUGCUCAUUAAAGUAAACAAAUCACUGGAAGUAAAAACCAAGCUGUUAAAUACCACGGAGCAGUGUGCCAAGAGAUGCAGCAGGAACAAAGGCCUUUCAUUCACUUGCAAGGCCUUUGCUUAUGACAGAGUAACAAAACGAUGCCAUUGGUUAUCCUUCACCAGCCUGACAAAUGGUGUGAGAAAGAAGCAAGACCACGCGUUUGAUCUGUAUGAGAAGAAGGACUAUGUCAGGAAUUGUAUUAUUGGAAAAGGCGCGAGCUACAAAGGGACGAUAUCCGUAACCAAAAGCGGGAUCCAGUGCCAGGCCUGGAACUCCAUGAUCCCCCACGAGCACAGCUUUUUGCCUUCGAGCUAUCGGGGUAAAGACCUGCGGGAAAACUACUGUCGAAACCCCCGAGGGGAAGAGGGAGGGCCAUGGUGUUUUACCACCAGCCCAGAGACGCGCCACGAAGUCUGCGACAUCCCCCUCUGCUCAGAAGUUGAAUGCAUGACCUGUAAUGGAGAAAGUUACAGAGGACCAAUGGACCACACUGAGUCGGGCAAGGAGUGUCAGCGCUGGGAUCUGCAGAGGCCACACAAGCACAAAUUUCGUCCAGAGAGAUAUCCUGACAAGGGCUUUGAUGAUAAUUACUGCCGCAAUCCUGAUGGCAAGCUGAGACCGUGGUGCUACACUCUUGACCCUAACACCCCCUGGGAGUUCUGUGCAAUUAAAACGUGUGAUCCGAGCGUUGUGAACAGCACGGACGCAGUGGCCGAGACGUCGGUGUGCAGCCAGGGCCAAGGCGAGGGCUACCGUGGCACCGUUAACACCAUAUGGAGUGGAGUCCAGUGCCAGCGGUGGGACUCCCAGUUCCCUCACCAGCACAACAUCACUCCAGAAAACUUCAAGUGCAAGGAUUUGAGGGAGAACUACUGCCGAAAUCCAGAUGGAUCUGAAUCACCCUGGUGUUUUACUACUGACCCAAACAUCCGGAUUGGUUAUUGCUCCCAGAUUCCUAAGUGUGAUGUAUCAAAUGAACAAGACUGUUAUCGUGGAAAUGGAAAGAGUUACAUGGGGAAUUUAUCCAAGACAAGAUUUGGGCUAACUUGCUCCACAUGGGACAAGAAUAUUGAAGACUUACGUAGGCAUAUACCAAUAUUCAGAGAACCAGAUGUUAGUAAACUGAAGAAAAACUAUUGCCGCAAUCCAGAUGAUGAUGCUCAUGGUCCCUGGUGUUACACAGAUGAUCCUCUUGUUCCCUGGGAUUACUGCCCUAUUUCUCGGUGUGAAGGUGAUACAACUCCUAUCACAACCAAUUUAGAUGAUACUGUCAUUCCUUGUGCCUCAACAAAACAGGUGAGAGUUGUAAAUGGAAACCCAACACAGACUAACAAAGGAUGGAUGGUUAGUCUGACAUACAGGAAUAAACAUAUCUGUGGAGGUUCUUUGAUAAAGGAAGACUGGGUUCUAACGGCAAGACAGUGUUUCCCUUCUCGGUACAAAGAUUUGAAAGAUUAUGAAGCCUGGCUUGGAGUCCAUAAUAUCAAAGGAAGGGGAGAGGAGAAGCAUAAACAAGUUCUGAACAUCUCCCAGUUGGUCUAUGGGCCUGAAGGGUCAGAUUUGGUCUUACUGAAACUUAGCAGACCUGCCAUAUUGACAAAUUUUGUAGAUAUAAUACGAUUGCCCAUUUCUGGGUGCACCAUUCCAGAGAAGACCACUUGCAGUGUUUAUGGAUGGGGAUACACUGGAUUAAUUCAUUAUGAUGGCCUUCUCCGGGCAGCAAAUCUGUUUAUUUUGGGAAAUGAGAAAUGCAACCAAUAUCUCAAAGGGAAGAUCACUGUGAAUGAGUCAGAAAUCUGUGCUGCAGCUGAAACCAUUGGUGCUGGGCCUUGUGAGAGAGAUUAUGGUGGUCCCUUGGUUUGUGAACAAAACAGGGUGAAGAUUGUAGUGGGUGUGAUUGUUCCUGGCCGCGGAUGCGCCAUCCGAAAUCGUCCCGGGAUUUUUGUUCGGGUGGCGUUUUACUCCAAGUGGAUACGCAAGAUUCUGCUGACGUACAGAUGAGUCGCAACUGAAUGCCCUGCACACCUCAACAACUGCCAUUCACAGAAAGAUUUCGGACAGCGUGAAAUUGAUGUAUAAUGUAAAGAUCAACAAUUUUUAACUACUUGAUAGUCAAGUUUGUUGAGCUUUUAAUAUUUAUGGGUGUUUUUUGGUGUUUUUUGUCUAUCAGUGUUGUUUUAUAAAUUUUGGAGUGUCUUACAGUAUAUGCAAGUAUGGUGACAUAUCUCCUGAAGAUACUUGAAUGGGUAAACAAUUUUGCAAAGAUCUUAUUGCUGGAUGGUAAAUGGUUUUGUAGAAAUAGAUCAUAUGACCUCUUUUAUGCUGCUCUUCAGAUUAUCUUAGAAGGAGAAAGAAACAAUAGUUUUGUUUAACACAGCUUAUUCUUUCUAUGAGCCAUAUAUUUCUCUCCAUAUGUGACAAAAGACCUAUUGAGAGAAACAUGUAUCAGUCAAGGACAGCGUAUAUGAUCCUAUUCCUCUUCCCACAUUAUGAGAAGUUAAAAGUUGGAAUGUUUCAUUAAAAAACAGUCUCUUUAAAAGUUAUCUUUUCAUUGUUGACCAACUUUGCACAGCAGAGCUCUCAUAGCUGUCAACAUCCCUUCUUUUACAUAGAGUUUAUAGACUCUAGUUCUGUACUUGGUCCCUUCAGUGCAUACAUGGUCCCCUAAGGGCUAUCUCAAGAAACCCUCUGGGUGAGGGAAGAGACAUAGCAGUGGAUUGGUUGGAAAAUUAUCAGUCAUUUGUUUAAAGGAAGUCCCAGAAAUAACUGUGAAUUUACAGCACUAAGUGUGUUUCAUAGGAUUUGAAAAAUUAAUCCUGAUUAUCUACUGACAGAUAUUUUUGUCAUUAAAAGAAAUUUCAAUCACAUGCCCAAAUCUUUCUCAAAAGACACAUUUUAUAAAUUCUGUUGAUUCUAGUUAAAGCAGAAAAAGGGACAGCUGAAUCUGGCCCCUUGCUGAAAGGCUUAAUGAUGAGAAAAUAUAAGAUACCAUAAUCGUCUUUUCAGAGACAUCAGAUCUUUAAUAAAAUCCUACAAAAAAUUUGUCAAAAUAUAUCCUUCGUAUAAUUCCUUUCAGGGUAAUAAAGUUAUUGCAGGGAUUGAUAUGAUCUUGUGUGUAACAUGGAAAACAUCACUAAUAGUUUCGUAGCUUGGGUUUCCUGUCUAUAUGCAGAACCAUCAUUUUCCUUUCUACUGAUGGGGAAAGAGAACAAAUAAUCAGCAUCUAUGAAAAGUAUUUUUUCUCCUUUAGACCUUUGCUUAUAUGGGUGGAAGCAUUAUACAGUUAGCAGAUGGCAAUGUUUCAUUAUAGGUACCACCAAUUACCCUAUAAUUUCUGGAAAAUUGAUAAAACAUAUAUCCAAUUGUUAUUUUUACUACUGUACAUGUAAUUGCAUAAGUAACUGCACUGUUACUAAGUUUGUGAGCUAUGUAAUUGUAUAUAUUUUCAGUAGCAAAUUGUAAGGUAUGUACCAUAUCUAACUGCAUAGCCACUAAAACUGACAUCAUGGUGUAGACAUAUAAAAGAACGACUCAUUACAUUCAGAUGAUGCAUGAUUGAAUUCUGCCCAAGCAGAAAGUAACCACGUAAGGGGAGCUGCCUUGGGAGACAGCCCUGAUGUCGACUCACCAAAUUAUUUUCUUCAGCAGUGCACUUUGACUUCAGUGGGACUUAAAUAUGCUUACAUAUCCUGGUGAGCUGGGAUGAGUUUCAGCCCAUGCUUAAGUGGCUUACUGAGAUUGAUGUUGAGCAUCCAAAAGAUUCUACUGGCACAUGGAAAGAAGCAUUUCAGUAAGCAGAGCUUCUGAAAUCCCUUCUGAUGUAAAUAGACUCCUUGGACAAGAUGCGACUUCUCUGUACAGGGGAUCUGAGGUUGUGGAUGCUACAUGGAUAGUCUGUCUUGAUCUCUUCUGGCUGCCUCUGAAGGCUUUCUGCUCCUUUUGGUCUCUCUUAUUCACCAGGCCAGAACAGGGCAGGAUUUAGCCUGUUGUAUUUACAGUUCAUUAUUGCCAUGUAUGUAAAGAGUAUAUUCUUACUAUACACUGACUAUAUCUUAUUGAAGGGAUUGACUUUUUAAGAGAGACUUUUAAAAACUCCAAGUGAGUUUUGUUUUCAGUCACAAGUAGAAUGUGGAUAAAAUAUACGAUUCCAUGUUCACUCUUUGUAUUCUAAGAAUUGUUAUGUGCUCACUGUACUAUAUUUGCAGGCAUUUUGUUAUGUCUAUCUAAAAAAUUGAAUCCUAAAGUAUUUUAGUUAUAAGCUUCUGCUGUGCAGAAGACUGUGAUUUUUAUAUAUAUAUAUAUAUAUAUAUAUGAUAAAAAUACUGUUUUUUGUUAGACAAUGUGUAAGGAUUUUUACCUGUUUGUUCUGGGCAGUGCCUCAGUAAAAUAAGUUGUGCAGAGUUGAUGCUCCAGAACUUAACAUGUUUGUAUGCACUUGCUUAUCAGGUGCUCUUGCUCCCCCCGUCUUAGUAUGGAAGGCGCAUGAGACUCUGGAAAGCAAGGGAAGAGAAGAAUAAUGGUAUGUGGUAAUGAAUUUGUACUUCAUUUAUUCCUGAGAAUAUUUCUUGUUGGUACCAAUGGUACCGUAGCAGGCAACUGUUAUAACUACAGGAUUCUCUUAAAAAAGGACGCUCUAUAGAUAUUUCUUCAUUUUUCUGACAUUUUUCUUUCUGUAACGAAAGAGGAACUUGUUCUAGUGCCCAUCUAAAUUGCUGGAAAGCCUCUUAUUGACUUCAGGGGGAUUUGGAAUUUACUUUGUAUAUUUGAUUUUUUUCAUAUUAAAAGAGAGUAAUUGAGUGAGAAGGCUACAGACCUCAAAUUCUUAUCUGAGGACAUUUUGAAACCCCAUUGUUUCAUCUUUAUUUUCUUUGCUGCAACUAGCCCAUGGAGUCUGAAAAGUGCAAUAACUGGAUACAAAAUUUCAGAAUUAAGACCUAAGACCUCACUGCACCACAGAAGUUAAUUUGACUUUAUGAUUGAUUUUCUCUGGGCAUUGGAACUGGCUGAUAGUUCUUCCUUUCAUUAAUGAUUUUUUUUUUCCCUAAAAGAACAUUUUUCCCCAUCUCUUUUUCUCUCAUAAACCUCAUGACCCUCGGAGAAGCUAUAGCUCUCAUUGGAAAUGUACUGAUCUAGAUUUUUGCUGCUGCUGCUGAAAUCUUUGUCUCUAGUUUAAGAUUACAAUUCUCCGAGGCAUCCUGCAGACCUCUCCCGCGGGCAAUGCCAAUGUACUUGACAGAGCUACUUACACAAGUUAGAGUUUUCAGACGAGGGUCCAAAUUUAUCUCUGAGGGUCGGAAUCUAGUCAGGCAAAAUGUCCCUUGAAGUUAGUGAAUGUGAUUGUCAAAAGAAUUGGGGCUGAAAUUUGCUCAGUGCUUUUCCCUAUGGCCGUGCACUGAACUGCUUGUAACCUUGCAUGUCAAAAAGCACACGGAUUCUGGACUCCACGGCAAGCACAACAGCAGGCCAGGCUUUAUUUCCAUGCUUUUGGAAGGCUGGUUUUAAACCAGCUGACUCCCUCUGGAACCUGUAUAAAACCUAUUGGAUUGAUUAAGUGUUGUUUCCUUAUCAAUUAUUUUCUUCCUCCUUCAUGUGCACUGGUAUAUUAUUGUUUUAUAAAUGUUGGGGCUGCUGGCAGGAACUAACAUGGCUUUUCACCCUAAACUUUUGCAGUGUUCCUUUUUAAAUGCACUCUUGGGCAUUUAUGCAUGGCGUUGGAUCCAACUUCAGGGAGCUGUCUGGGGAAUUCAGUGUAUGAUAAAAGUAUGUUUUUGUAUUUAAGUGGGAAAAAAUGUUCCCACUAGAUACAACUAGCUGAAUGCCUAAUAAGAAGGGAACACUGUGGUUAUAACUUGUAAUACAAACAUUCUGUAAUUAACUGCAUCUUCAUUAGUUAAUAAAGUUGGUAUUUUUGUAA